AUGGACCAUGAAAUCCAACAGGAAAGAGCAGGGCUCCUAGGCGGCCUUUCUUCAGAUACCAACGAGUAUAGAUACCCCGGGCUGGACGGUGCGAAAGCAAUUAUUAGUCGAGAAUAUGAUCGCUUCCUGGACGAGCACAAAAGUCCACAUAUUGUCUUUACACAUACACCACAGUCUGAAGUUGAUAUAAUUGAUAGCGAACGCCUUGGAAGAACCGACUACCACUCUUCUUUACAAACAUUAGUUAUUACUAUGCCGAGCCUCCCCCAUGAAGAGGCUAGCCGCCUUUUCUGCGGGCUAGUUGUACUUAAGGCUCAGAGUAUGGGAGUCCGACGUCUUAUUUCCUUUAGAGGAAGUACUACCACAAAAGCCCGGGAGAGAGAGAAGCAAGCCGAUGAAUCGUGGGGUCCACGUCAGAGGAGAGGUCAGCCUGGGAAAUGGCCAACGAUCGCGCUCGAGGUAGCCUUUUCAGAAUCUCAAGAAAAGGUGAAAGCCGAUAUGUCAUGGUGGUUAUACAGAUCGAAUGGCGCCGUGUUAAAAGCAAUCUCUAUUGAUAUCAAGAGGACGAGCGGCAACGUCUACAUUACAUUAUGGGAGCGUGGCGCGAUACCAAGUAGGCAGCAUCCCCAGCCAGAGCCUAGAGUAGUUGGAGAAAUGAGGAUAUAUAGAGGGAGGGAUGGAAGGCCAACGAGAGUAGAGGGAGCUGAUUUGACUAUACCGUUCCAUGACAUGCUCCUUCGUGCCCCUGACACUGAUUGGGGAGAGGGUGAUUUUAUAUUCACGAAGGAGGAGCUGCUUGAACUUGCUGAGGACGUUUGGGAUGACAUGGAGCAACUAGCUUGA
Microsporum canis CBS 113480 is the source of this 843-nucleotide messenger RNA. RefSeq lists its product as hypothetical. The record is from RefSeq and is a predicted model, not a curated record. The transcript has a single exon. Bases 1 to 843 code for a protein of 280 amino acids. NCBI's taxonomy places the organism in Eukaryota, Fungi, Ascomycota, Eurotiomycetes, Onygenales, Arthrodermataceae.